AUGAUCCGCGUCGCGUUCGACAACACGUCCCGAAGCGGUAAAAUAGAAAGAUUGAUAUCAAUCAUCCUUCUGGCUCAUAUUCUCGCCUCGUUCGGUUUUACGAAAGGCCCAAAUAAAAUAAUGGAUCGUUCAUAUUAUGGCAAUACCUCGUUUGGAGGCCAAGCGGGGGGAGGUGGCUUUAUGCCAGGAGAGAUGACUAGCCCUGCUGGCAAGGGCGACGUGAACAACUCCACGCUCCGGCCCAUCACAGUCAAACAAGCCCUGGAUGCAACCCAACCAUACCCCGAAGCCAACUUCCAGAUUGAUGGCGCUGAUGUCGCUUCGAUUUUCUUUGUCGGUCAAGUACGGAAUAUCAGCUCGCAGACUACAAACAUCACGUAUAAGGUCGACGACGGCACAGGUGAGAUCGAAGUGAAGCAUUGGGUUGACUCUACUGGUAUCGACUCCAUGGAUGUGACAGAGGAUAGCAGCAAGUCUCGCGGGGAGCCUCAGAUCGAGCUCAACGGCUAUGUUAAAGUAUUCGGGAAACUGAAGGUGUUCGGCAACAAACGCUAUGUCGGCGCACAUUGUGUGAGACCAUUGACAGAUAUAAACGAGUUAAACUGCCAUUUUCUCCAUGCCACCGCCAUUCAUCUGUUCUUUACAAGAGGCCCGCCUGGGGCAUCUGGCGCUGGGGCUGGUGCGGCGACCAAGGCGGGAGACGCAUCGAUGGCUGGUGCAGACGACUACGGCGCCAACAGUGCUGGUCAGGUUCUAUCUGCAAUGUCACCCAAUGCCAGGCGGGUAUUCAAUCUUCUCAAAAGCGAACCUCAGAGCAACGAAGGGCUGCAUGUGCAAUUGAUGGCGGCAAAGUUGAACUUGCCAGUGACUGCGAUAACACAAGCUACCCUUGAGUUACAUGACGCGUCUUUGAUUUUUUCGACUAUAGACGAUGAGACAUGGGCUAUUUUGGGGUACUAG
Molecule: messenger RNA, 960 nt
Organism: Monascus purpureus
Lineage: Eukaryota; Fungi; Ascomycota; Eurotiomycetes; Eurotiales; Aspergillaceae
Source: the annotation of a GenBank genome assembly